Messenger RNA from Dendrobium catenatum, 1077 nucleotides. RefSeq names its product phosphatidylinositol/phosphatidylcholine transfer protein SFH13-like. The coding region runs from base 1 to 852 and encodes 283 amino acids. The transcript has 5 exons. Lineage: Eukaryota; Viridiplantae; Streptophyta; Magnoliopsida; Asparagales; Orchidaceae. The record is from RefSeq and is a predicted model, not a curated record.
AUGACCGUUGAUGAUCCACUCGUAGUCUGGAAAUUGACCUUCGACAACGUGCACAAGGGUGGGGAGGAUUCGAUCCAAGUAACCUUCAUUGGCGUCGUCAUGGUCAAACUCCACGUCGAAGAAUGGGGAUCGAAGAUGUGGAUGUCUCCAAAUCAGCUUGUGCGUGUGUCAUUCCUUGCUUCUCUUAGAAGUCGUUCUGAAUAUUGCCUUCUACAGGUGAGAGCUCGGAACUCAACGGCUUACUACAGUUGUGAUGACCACUUCGUUAUUGUUGAUAAAGCUGUAGACUGUGGCAAUAGAGAAGCAUCAUUGAUUCUUAGUCAGGCAUCCUCUGGCCUCAAGUCUAAGAAACAAUUAAGGAUAAAUUCAUCUUCCUGCUUGCAAGGUAAUUUGACUGAUUGCAGGAAGAAUGUUGCAAAGGAUAGUUUUGUAAGAUUGUAUUUGAGGUCUCUUUCAACAGUAUUGUUGUCUAUUUUCCUAAAAAUAUUAUGCUUCUUUCCAAUAUUAAGUUAUACACACAAAAAAGACUUGGAAAGCAUUCAUCCUCCAUGCAUGUAUAGUCCUGCUUCCAGUCCCCAUCCAUCAGUGGAAGUUAUCAAGGAAGAUACUACAAAUCUGUGUCUAAAGCUUCAAAGACUUGAGAUACUUUAUAGUGAGAUUAGCAGCAUGCCAGCACAGAUGCCUAUGGAGAAAGAGCUAAUUCUUCAGCAAUCUUGGCAGAGAAUAAAACUUGUUGAACAUGAACUUGAGAAGACCAAAAAAGUACUACAUGCUACAAUUGCAAAGCAAAUGCAGAUUGCAGAACUAUUGGAAGCUUUACAGAAUAAGCAAUGGAGAAGACGACUGUGUUAAAAUGGAGAUGAAGGAAACUUGAUUGCAACUGUGCUUAUGCGGAUGCUGGCUGCUGAGUUUGACACUCUAUUCCAGUACUUUAUGUAUUGAUUUGUAAAUGACAAAAGUAGGGCAUAAUGUUUUCACUUGAAUUGAUGCAAAUUCAAUUAUUAUCCUUGAUAAGUGUGUUGAAGUUGCAGUAAUGCUGUAUUUUUCUUAUAAGAAGUCAGUUUGACUUGUACGCAA